GCCCCCGUGACGCGGGGUGGUGACUGGCUCCGGAGUCUGAGGGGCUCCUUCUUGUCAGGUUCUAGCUCAUGUUUUUUGGCUAGACCUGUGAUCAUUCUCAUGAGACUUCACUGCAUGUUUUUUCAGGUGUCUUCCUCAUCCCUAAUGUGUAACACCUCAACAUGGACCUGCUACUUUAGCUAAGACAUGGCCAGCAAUGAAGAGCAGUAAGAUAUGUGCUGAUUAGAAGAUUCACUUGUGCAGUGUGGAAGAUAAGCAGUGCCUUACAAAAAUGGGGUUUGGGAGUGACCUGAAGAAUUCACAUGAAGCUGUAUUAAAAUUGCAAGACUGGGAAUUACGGUUAUUGGAGACAGUGAAGAAAUUUAUGGCCUUGAGAAUAAAAAGUGAUAAAGAAUAUGCAUCUACUUUACAGAACCUUUGUAAUCAAGUUGAUAAAGAAAGUACUGUCCAAAUGAAUUAUGUCAGCAAUGUCUCCAAGUCCUGGCUACUCAUGAUUCAGCAGACAGAACAACUUAGUAGGAUAAUGAAGACACAUGCAGAGGACCUAAACUCUGGACCCUUACAUAGGCUCACCCUGAUGAUCAAGGACAAGCAGCAGGUGAAGAAAAGUUAUAUAGGCGUUCAUCAGCAGAUAGAGGCAGAGAUGAUCAAGGUUACGAAGACAGAAUUGGAGAAAUUAAAAUCCAGCUAUCGACAAUUAAUAAAAGAAAUGAAUUCUGCUAAAGAGAAAUAUAAAGAAGCUUUAGCAAAAGGGAAAGAAACUGAAAAGGCCAAGGAACGUUAUGACAAAGCCACGAUGAAACUUCACGUGCUGCAUAACCAGUAUGUGUUGGCGUUGAAAGGGGCACAGCUUCACCAGAGUCAGUAUUACGAUAUCACUCUUCCUCUUCUUCUGGACUCCUUACAAAAGAUGCAAGAAGAAAUGAUAAAGGCACUAAAAGGUAUAUUCGAUGAAUACAGCCAAAUAACUAGUCUUGUUACAGAGGAAAUCGUGAAUGUCCAUAAAGAGAUUCAAAUGUCAGUCGAACAGAUAGAUCCUAGUACAGAAUACAACAAUUUCAUAGAUGUUCACAGAACAACAGCAGCUAAGGAACAAGAAAUUGAUUUCGAUAGUUCCUUGUUAGAAGAAAAUGAAAAUCUUCAGGCAAAUGAGAUUAUGUGGAAUAAUUUAACGGCAGAAAGUUUACAAGCAAUGUUGAAAACUUUAGCAGAAGAACUUAUGCAGACACAGCAGACGCUUUUAAACAAGGAAGAGGCAGUCCUGGAGUUAGAGAAGAGAAUCGAAGAAUCUUCUAAGACCUGUGAAAAGAAGUCUGAUAUUGUGCUUCUGCUAAGCCAAAAACAGACACUUGAAGAAUUGAAACAGUCAAUCCAGCAGCUGAGAUGCACUGAGGCAAAGUUUGCAGCACAGAAAGAAUUACUAGAGCAAAAAGUACAAGAAAAUGAUGGGAAGGAGCCACCUCCAGUAGUAAAUUAUGAAGAAGAUGCCCGAUCAGUUACAUCUAUGGAAAGAAAGGACAGGCUGUCCAGAUUUGAGUCUAUUCGUCAUUCAAUUGCUGGAAUAAUUAGGUCUCCAAAAUCUACACUGGGCUCUUCUGCACUCUGUGAUAUGAUCUCUUUCAUUGAGAAGCCCUUGACAGAGCAGGACUGGUACCACGGUGCGAUCCCCAGAAUAGAAGCCCAAGAUCUGCUCAAACAACAAGGAGACUUCCUGGUGCGAGAGAGUCAUGGGAAACCUGGUGAAUACGUCCUUUCUGUAUAUUCUGAUGGACAGAGGAGACAUUUUAUCAUACAAUUUGUUGAUAACCUGUAUCGAUUCGAGGGCACUGGGUUUUCAAACAUCCCUCAACUAAUAGAGCAUCACUACACAACAAAACAGGUCAUCACCAAGAAAUCAGGGGUGGUUCUGCUGAAUCCUGUUCCUAAGGAUAAGAAAUGGAUUCUCAAUCAUGAAGAUGUCACAUUGGGAGAAUUACUAGGCAAGGGAAAUUUUGGUGAAGUAUAUAAGGGCACAUUAAAGGAUAAAACUCUUGUUGCUGUUAAAACGUGUAAAGAAGAUCUUCCUCAGGAACUGAAAAUAAAAUUCUUACAGGAAGCCAAAAUUCUCAAGCAAUAUGAUCAUCCCAAUAUUGUCAAACUUAUUGGCGUUUGCACACAAAGACAGCCUGUCUACAUCAUUAUGGAACUGGUUUCAGGAGGUGAUUUCCUCUCCUUUCUGAGAAGGAAGAAGGACGAACUAAAACUCAAACAGUUAGUGAAAUUUGCAUUAGAUGCUGCUUCUGGCAUGAUGUAUCUCGAGAGCAAAAACUGUAUACACAGGGACCUUGCUGCAAGAAACUGCCUGGUGGGUGAAAAUAAUACUCUGAAAAUCAGUGACUUUGGAAUGUCUCGUCAAGAGGAUGGGGGAAUAUAUUCAUCCUCGGGCUUAAAGCAGAUUCCCAUUAAGUGGACAGCCCCAGAAGCUCUUAAUUAUGGGAGAUACAGUUCUGAGAGCGACGUGUGGAGCUUCGGCAUCCUCCUCUGGGAGACCUUCAGCCUGGGGGUGUGUCCUUACCCCGGGAUGACCAAUCAGCAAGCAAGAGAGCAAGUGGAACGAGGAUAUCGGAUGUCAGCACCCCAAAACUGUCCAGAGGAUAUUUUUCAAAUUAUGAUGAAAUGCUGGGAUUAUAAACCUGAAAACCGCCCUAAGUUCACUGACCUUCAGAAAGAGCUCACCGCCAUCAAGAAGAAACUCACAUAGGGACCGACAGCGCCUCUCCCCCUGGGACACUGGCCCUGGGCAGGCGCAGAAGUGUUCUCAGUAACAGUGAAUUUACGCCACAUUACCUGCAACAGUCUUCUAAGGUUAUUUUUUUAUUAACUGGGUUUUUUAAAUAUGUUCUACUUUUAAAA
Messenger RNA from Otolemur garnettii (small-eared galago), 2892 nucleotides. It is a transcript of the gene FER, whose product is annotated as FER tyrosine kinase. Gene Ontology annotation, biological process: cell adhesion; chemotaxis; regulation of mast cell degranulation. Gene Ontology annotation, molecular function: non-membrane spanning protein tyrosine kinase activity; ATP binding. Bases 272 to 2740 code for a protein of 822 amino acids. Lineage: Eukaryota; Metazoa; Chordata; Mammalia; Primates; Galagidae. The record is from RefSeq and is a predicted model, not a curated record. The transcript is spliced from 20 exons.